This is a messenger RNA of Cyprinodon tularosa, 3345 nucleotides long. RefSeq names its product cell division cycle 14B (gene cdc14b). Bases 1 to 1374 code for a protein of 457 amino acids. The record is from RefSeq and is a predicted model, not a curated record. The transcript has 12 exons. Lineage: Eukaryota; Metazoa; Chordata; Actinopteri; Cyprinodontiformes; Cyprinodontidae. Gene Ontology annotation, biological process: regulation of exit from mitosis; microtubule cytoskeleton organization; positive regulation of cytokinesis. Gene Ontology annotation, molecular function: protein serine/threonine phosphatase activity; protein tyrosine/serine/threonine phosphatase activity. Gene Ontology annotation, cellular component: spindle pole; centrosome; nucleolus.
AUGAAGCGCAAAAACGAGAAGAGGCGAACCGAGUCCAGGAAAAAACGCCGCGCAGCCCACAGCAGCCCAGAGGCGGAGCCAAACUCUGAUAUUUACAUUGAGAUAACAGAUCAACUAUAUUUUGCCAUUCUUCAGCAAAAGAUCAAAAGCACAGCUGACCGACACUGCUUCUGCAUAGAUGAAGAGCUCGCAUAUGAGAACUUCUAUGCGGACUUUGGUCCCCUUAACCUGGCCAUGUUUUAUCGCUUCUCUUGUAAGCUGACAAAGAAGCUAAAGUCAAUCACACUGACAAAGAAGAGGAUCAUAUUUUAUACCUGCGGGGAUCAGAAAAAACAAGCCAACGCUGCCUACCUAAUAGGCUCAUAUGCUGUGAUGCAUCUAAAUAUGACACCAGAGGAAGCCUACAGCCUGCUGGUAUCCAGGAAUUCAACUUAUCUGCCUUUCAGAGAUGCAUCGUUUGGAACCUGCAUGUACAAUCUGGACAUACUGGAUUGCCUGCGAGGUGUUCACAAAGCUCUACAGUACGGCUGGCUCGACUUCUCAAACUUUGAUGUGGAAGAGUACGAGCAUUACGAAAGGGCCGAGAACGGUGACUUCAACUGGAUCAUUCCUGGGAAGUUCCUGGCGUUCAGUGGGCCUCAUCCAAAAAGCAAGAUAGAAAAUGGAUACCCUCUACAUGCUCCUGAGGCCUACAUCCCAUACUUCCGAAAACACAACAUCACGACAAUCAUCAGGCUCAACAAAAAGAUGUACGAUGCCAGGCGCUUCACGGACUCUGGCUUCGAGCAUCAUGACCUGUUCUUUGUGGACGGGAGCACGCCGAAUGACACCAUUGUUAAAAAGUUCCUCAACAUCUGUGAGAAUGCAGAUGGAGUGAUUGCCGUCCACUGCAAGGCUGGCCUGGGAAGAACCGGUACGCUAAUCGCUUGUUAUAUGAUGAAACAUUAUGGCCUGACUGCAGCAGAGUCCAUAGCAUGGAUACGGAUCUGCCGACCAGGAUCCAUAAUUGGACCCCAGCAGAACUUUGUAGAAGAAAAGCAGAACGGCCUCUGGGCACAGGGGGAUGUUUUCCGGGAGAAGAAGCUGAAUGAGAGGGAGAACGGGAAGACGGCUGUAACCAGGAUCCUAUCUGGGGUGGAUGACAUCACCAUCAAUGGCAGCAACAAGAACAGAGCAUCCUGCAAGAAAGAAGAAAAAGAGCAAUACGACGACGAAGAUGAGAGGAACGGCCUGACGCAGGGGGAUAAACUGCGAGCCCUGAAGAGCAAGAGGCAGGCCAGGUCUUCUACCGGUUCUCUAUCGCAGGUGGUAGUGUUCUGCUGCAGCCUCAUGGGCACAGCGUGGCCAGUGUGUUGCCUGCCGUUCAAAAGGUAGCUGAGGGAGGCAGAGAGGGACAGUGGGGCAGAGGAAAGCAGAGGGAGAGAGGAUGUGAGGUUUUGUAUAAGGAGGUAAGUGCAGCUUACAUCCUCUUCCUGUUGAGAUGGUUGCUAUGCCAAUGAAUGGUAUGGCUGAUCGUUUUGUUUUGUUUGACUUUUUUCCUUUUCUUUCUUUGGGUUACUAUGGUGUGAAGUGGAUAUGCACUUUAGUGAAUGUAUAACAUUUACACACUAUCCACUGUCUGCCUCGUGGACGCACUGAUAUAAAGGCAUACAGUUGCUUGCAAAGGGUUUGGAAGCCCUCGGACAUUUGGAUUUAUUCCUGCACUUCGACACUUUACAGCUUCAGUGUAUUUUAUUGGGAUUUUUUUAGAAGACGAGAACUAAAAAUUUUUGCUCUUUUAUUAUACAAGAUCUGAAAAGAGUGAUGUGAAUUUGUCUUUGGCUCUAAUAAAUCUAGUGUAACCAAUCGCCUUCAGAAGUCAUUGGAUUCGUAAAUACAGUCCAGUAGGGGAUUAUUUGAUCUCAGGAUAAAUCUAGCUAUUCUUUUAAAGCCUAAUGUCUUUCUUAAAAAUAUUAGUUCCUUCUGCAGUUUGCCAACAUGUGCCCUUUAGAAAUUCUUUAUGCAGGAUUGGUAACAAAGCCAUGAAGAGGACUUCAUGGUAACCACAGAUACAUGGUAGGCAAGGCAACAUAAUGCUGUAGGGAUACUUGUCCCUCAGUGAAAGUUUAGCUGGUCAUCUGUUGGAAUUAAGCAGCAGAACCUACAGUAGAAGCAAAUAGAACAUGUCUUUUUAGAUGGCCUAGUCAAAGUCCAGACCUAGGUUCAGAUAAAAAAAAAAGUCAUAAAGUUCAAAUUACCUAUCUUACAAAGAAUAUGGAGACAUUUUAGUCUCCAGGUGUGCAGAAUUAGACUGAAGGCUGUAAUUAAAGUAAAACAUGUUUCUAUAGUCCACUCUUUUUCAUAUGAAUUCUGCUUGUGUCGAUCUACCGCAUAAGAUCCCAAUCUACUUUGCUGACGCCUGUGGUUUUAACGUGACAAAACGGCAAAACUGUUUAAGCCCUUUGCAAGGUACUGCAUCCUAGAUAUCUUCUGUUGUUAAGGAAACCAAUAUUCUUUAAAACAGCAGCAUCAGUUCAACUGAUCACAGAUUUAGAAAAGAUCUGGAUUGGCUGAAUUCAAGGUUUUUGUCUUUUGCUUGCAUUAGUGACUUGGCACUAUAUAUAUAUAAACUUACAGUAAACACUUUAGCCUCGAUUUGCUGCAGCUGUUUCAUUUGAUGGUAAAUUGGGUCAUUUUCCAGCUUUAAAGGUUUAGCUGUAGUUUUUUUUUUUAAAGCAUUUCAAUUAUUUCAGGGUUGAGUUGGGUUUGCUGUAUCAUAAGGUUAUUUUAUUAAAAAGCUUUGUGCAUGAACAUCUGAGGAAUAAAAGCUGAUUUUUAUCUUUAUCAAAAGAAAUGUGGGGAAAAAUAGGAGAGUUUUGUUCUUUUUUAGGGGAUAUGAUGUUUAGAUUUACAUGCUGCUAUGCAAACAUCUAAUCCAGGGCUGAACUUUACCAUCUGGCUUCACUAUUUUUCAUUUUCUAAUGCAUGUUAAAAUACAGGGACUAUUAGAAGAAUGCUUAUCUAAACUCUUCUCCAUCCUCUCUGCCUUUUCCAUGCAUGACAUAAAGCGCUAGACCCCUACAGACAGACUUGCAUGCUCACGCCUCAGUCUCCACUGCUGUUUGUGUCAGACAUGUCAGAAUGUUUGGCUGGGAUCAUAGUCAGCGGCCUGCUGCUGUUUCUCCAUUGUUUUCUGAGUGGAUCGCCGUACACACACCACCUGAGCUGUUCACUCCUGCAGGUUUCCACCUCUGCCAGAUUCUGUUGAAGCCGAACCUUUUUUAUGACAUUAAAUUUGGUAAACCAUACAACUGAAACCAGAUAGUUACAGAAACUGUAUAAAAAGACUCUGUUUGUUUUCUCUGU